CUGUUCCACCCACUGCGGCCCUCGCUGGAGCCUUUUGACCUCACAUGCUCACAGGAUUGGAGUGAGGCUCACCACCAUGUCCAUGCUGGUGGUCUUCCUGUUGCUCUGGGGUCUCUCCCUGAGCCCAGAGGCAGAAGCGGCCACCUUUUUGGAGACCCGGCCAGACCUGUGGGCAGAGGCCGAAUCGCUGCUGGAACCCUGGGCUAACAUGACAUUGACGUGCCGGGCCCCCCUGUUCACCUCGGAUUUCAAGCUGUUCAAGGAUGGGGUGCUCCGGGAUCGUGUGCACCUUGAUGUACCCACCAAGGAACACCGGUUCCUGCUAGGAGCAAUAACGGCUGACACCCGUGGCCUCUACGGUUGCCGCUAUGAUAUAGGCGAUAGUUGGACCCAGCUGAGCAACCUGCUGGAGGUGACUGGGGCAGAGACGCUGCCUCCCCCCCUGCUCUCAAGUAAGCCUGUGUCCUGGAUCACGCGGGGCCUGGACACGACCCUGUUGUGCCGAGGGGGACUUCGGGGUGUGACCUUCCUGCUGAGGCGCAAAGGCGAUGACCAGUUUCUGGAGGUGGCUGAGGCCCCUCAGGACGUGGCGGCAACCUUCCCAGUCCAACAGGCUGGCAACUACAGUUGCAGCUACCGGACCCACGCAGCAGGCACCCCUUCUGAACCCAGUGCCACUGUGACUGUCGAGGAGCUGGCUGCACCACCACCGCCCAAGCUGAGUUUCCAGGGAGCAUCUGCUGAGGUCCUGCUCCGUGGUGGAAAAACUUCACUAGUCUGCAUGGGGCCCCUGGAGAGCGGCAUGGAAUUCCAGCUGCGGCGUGGAGACAAGGUGCUGCUUGUAGAUACUUGGAGCACCAGCCCGGACCGAGUUGUCUUUAAGCUGAACUCAGUGGUCCAGGGGGAUGGUGGCCUCUACACCUGCCGCUACCACCUGCACGGGAAGGACAUGCCCUGGUCCCAGGACAGUGCACCCGUGGAACUGCUGGUGAGCGACGAGACGCUGCCUGCGCCCAAGCUUUCGGCAGAGCCCGCGACUCUGCGCCCAGAACCUGGCACGCUGGUGCAGCUGCGGUGCCGCGCACCCCGGGCCGGCCUGCGUUUUGCCCUGGUGCGCGAGGACAACAAUAGGCGCCAGGUGCUUGGUCUCCAGAGCCCCGCAGGCGAUGAGGCCAUAUUCGAACUGCGCGACGUCUCACUGCUGGACAGGGCCAAUUAUAGCUGCAUCUACACAGACAUUGCACCACCCUUCGCAGGCUCGGCUCCCAGUGAGCAUCUGGAGCUGCGCGUGGACGGACCCCUCCCCAGGCCUCAGCUCCAGCCCCUGUGGAGCGGAUCAGUGAGCCCAGGGCAUGAUGCCACCCUGCACUGCAAGGCCCCCCUGAGCCGUGUGUCCCACAUCACCUUUGAGCUGCUGCAAGGCAAAGAGGUGGUUACGAGAAGUUCCUCCUCAGAGGAUCUUGUGCUGACCUAUGUUGGGCCCCAACAUGCUGGCAACUACACGUGCCGCUACUCCAGCUGGUCCUUUGUGUCUGACCUCAGUGAUCCAGUGGAGCUCCGGGUGGCAGGACACUGAUCCAACUGCAAACCCAGGCUGCUGAGGGUAUCCUGGUUCAGCAUGGCACAGAUCCUUCCUGCUGCAGCUGGAGACUGGACUCCCCUGGGGAGAGGGUGGGGGGAACAAGAGGGCUCUCUGUAAUUUUUCCUAGGAAUUAAUAAAUGUGACCGCAAACUUU
Messenger RNA from Phyllostomus discolor (pale spear-nosed bat), 1736 nucleotides. It is a transcript of the gene A1BG, whose product is annotated as alpha-1-B glycoprotein. The transcript is spliced from 8 exons. The record is from RefSeq and is a predicted model, not a curated record. NCBI's taxonomy places the organism in Eukaryota, Metazoa, Chordata, Mammalia, Chiroptera, Phyllostomidae. Bases 77 to 1576 code for a protein of 499 amino acids.